AUAUAGCCCCGGGUCUCAUCCGCAAGCCUGUGGUCGCCAGCGACACUAGCUAGCAUCGACCCUCCUCCCUUCCCAGCAGCCGAUCCUCCCCCUGCUGCUGCUGCUGCUGCUGCUGCAGCCAUGGCGGCCUCCACGGCGCUCUCCACCGCCGCCAACCCCACCCAGCUCUGCCGCCCCCGCGCUUCUCCCAAGCCGGUGAAGGGUCUGGGCCUCGGGAUGGGGCCGGAGCGCUUCUCCCAGCGGAGCAGCAUCACGUGCCAGGCGGCGAGCAGCAUCUCCGCCGACCGCGUCCCCGACAUGGAGAAGCGGAAGCUGAUGAACCUCCUCCUCCUGGGCGCCAUCUCGCUGCCCACCGUCGGCAUGGUCGUCCCCUACGGCUCCUUCUUCAUCCCCGCCGGGUCCGGCGGCGCCGGCGGCGGGACGUUCGCCAAGGACAAGCUGGGCAACGACAUCAAGUUGGAGGAGUGGCUCCAGACGCACGGCCCCAACGACCGCACCCUCGCGCAGGGGCUCAAGGGCGACCCGACGUACCUGGUGGUGGAGCAGGACAAGACGCUGGCCAGCUACGGCAUCAAUGCCGUGUGCACCCACCUCGGCUGCGUCGUGCCGUGGAACAGCGCCGAGAACAAGUUCAUCUGCCCCUGCCACGGCUCGCAGUACAACAACCAGGGCAAGGUCGUCCGUGGCCCGGCGCCCUUGUCGCUGGCCCUGGUGCACGUGGACGUCGACGACGGCAAGGUCCUCUUCGUCCCGUGGGUGGAGACCGACUUCAGGACCGGCGAGGACCCCUGGUGGAAGGCGUAAGCAGGGGCGCUCCGGCGGCGGCAGCGGCGGCGCUCACCGUCACUGGCCACUGGCCUUGCGUUGUUCCUGCUUUCCUUCUCAGAGGACGUUAUUGCUGGCUUCUUCCCUCCAGAUUAUAUAUGUACACAACACACUGUAUGAAACAAGAACACAUGCUUCUCAUCU
Messenger RNA from Panicum hallii, 969 nucleotides. Its product is annotated as cytochrome b6-f complex iron-sulfur subunit, chloroplastic. The record is from RefSeq and is a predicted model, not a curated record. The coding region runs from base 121 to 804 and encodes 227 amino acids. The transcript has 4 exons. Gene Ontology annotation, cellular component: plasma membrane. Gene Ontology annotation, molecular function: 2 iron, 2 sulfur cluster binding. Lineage: Eukaryota; Viridiplantae; Streptophyta; Magnoliopsida; Poales; Poaceae.